Periconia digitata is the source of this 1843-nucleotide messenger RNA. Lineage: Eukaryota; Fungi; Ascomycota; Dothideomycetes; Pleosporales; Periconiaceae. The record is from the annotation of a GenBank genome assembly.
CCAAAACAGCGCCGUAGCAUCGAGUCGCUCACCGGUACCUCUGUCACAAGGUUCACUUCGUCUUUCGGAACCUACGAGGUCUUUCAUAGAUCCUACAGCGUCCAAUUUUAUCCAAAUUGUUCAAAUUGGUGGUGUCAAUUUCCACUCUGUGAGAAUUGCCACAAACGAGUCAGGAGCAGCAAGACUCUCCAACUCAGUCAUGGAAUCUACGGUCAUCGAUGAAACCAAGAGAGAGGGAAAGAUUUCAUCCCCGGAUUCGACAUUAAACAAAGACUGGCGAUUCUGGCUCGUGAUCUUCUCCAUGUGCCUCAUCGGUUUCCUGGUUGCUCUUGACGGAAGUAUCAUCGGCAUUGCCCUUCCACGGAUAUCGAACGAGCUGCAACUGGAGGAGCAGUACGUUUGGGUGGUCAAUUCUUUCUGGAUAGCUCAGACGGUUUUCCAACCUCUUGUAGCGCAAUGUUCCAACAUAUUCGGACGUCGAACACCCAUGAUUCUCUCCGUCGCUAUUGUCGCUAUAGGAAGUGUGGUAGCCGGUGCGUGUUCAUCGAAGGAUAUGCUGAUAGUCGGCCGCACGAUACAAGGCCUCGGCUCAGCUGGGACUAUGCUGCUCAUGGAGGUCAUUGUAUGCGAUAUUGUCCCGCUGCGCGAGAGAGGAAAGUAUUUGUCGAUUACACUCUCUUGUUGUGCCGUGGGAGCUAUCUCUGGUCCGCCUAUUGGAGGGGCAAUCGCUGAGAAGAGUUGGCGCUGGAUAUUCUACAUGAACGUUCCCAUAUCUGGGGUAGUCCUCGCAGUCAUGAUUCCUUUCAUGCGACUGAAACAUACCCCUCAACCUUGGACAAGAGCGUUGUCGCAGAUUGACUGGAUCGGUAACAUCAUCUUCGUCAUGGCGCUGACAUCUCUGCUCAUCGGCCUCGUUUUUGGAGGAGCAGUAUUCAGUUGGGGCUCCUGGCGUGUCGUGGUCCCCAUUGUUCUUGGGGUAGCUGGCUGGGUCGCAUUCCAUAUUUGGGAAACCUCAAAGAUUUGCAAAGUUCCGGUCAUUCCCCGGCGCAUUGUAGGAAAUCGGACAUCGCUCGCCUGUCUCGUCCUCGUCUUCAUGUCAUCGGUGCUUACGACCUGGAUCAACUUCCAGUGGCAGUUAUAUUGGCAAGCUGUCCGUGGAGCGAGUCCGCUUCGAUCAGGCGUCAACUCGAUAGUAUAUCAGGCCUUUUCGAUUCCUAGUGCAGCUGUGGCAGGACAAAUUCUCUCUCGACUAGGCGUUUAUCGCCCGAUACACUUUGUCUCUUUCUCUAUCCUCACGUUGGGCUCCGGGCUGAACACGAUAUUGACCACCACCACGCCCACUGCGGUAUGGGCGGUUUUGGUCGCGCUGAACGGGAUCGGAAUUGGCAUCAUUCUGCCGACGGUCCUUCCCGCCAUCCUCAGUUCACUGGCCGAGUCUGAUGUCGCUGCUGCGUCAGGCGUUUACUCGUUCGCCCGAAGUUUCGGCUUUCUCUGGGGUAGUACAAUUCCCACGGUGAUUUUCAACACCUCUUUUGACCGUUUCAUCGGACUGAUACACGAUCCGCCGAUACGAGAUACGCUGAGGAACGGAAGAGCUUAUCAGUAUGCCAGUGGGUCUUUUCUAAGUACCCUCCCGCAACCAGUGAAAGCGGAAGUGAUCGAUGUAUUUCUGAAGUCUAUACGAGUCGGAUGGCAGGUUGCUAUUGCGUUCGCUGCUCUUGGACUCGUAUUUGUCUGUUUGGAAAGACAUUAUCCGAUGCGCAAAUCAUUGGAGAGUGAUUAUGGGAUCGAGAAUGAGGGAGAGAACAAGAUCGGAGGAAAAGAAGGUCAAUCGGGCGCUUGA